Messenger RNA from Fusarium keratoplasticum, 1881 nucleotides. RefSeq lists its product as uncharacterized. Bases 1 to 1881 code for a protein of 626 amino acids. The record is from RefSeq and is a predicted model, not a curated record. The transcript has 2 exons. Lineage: Eukaryota; Fungi; Ascomycota; Sordariomycetes; Hypocreales; Nectriaceae.
AUGGCGACCACCGUGGCCUUGCUGCUCUGGGCAGCUUCUCAAGUUACUGCAGUCGACCUCAAAUUAUGCAACAAGACUAUUACGAACGGCCUUUUGAAUCAAUCCAUCAACCCACAUGACAGCAUUUUCUUCUACCAUGAAGGCAAACCCAUGUCUGAGCCGGGCCACCUCAAACUUACCAUCGACGGAUGCCACAAAAUGUGUCCAGAAGCAGACUUUGGCUUGUAUGAAGACAUGUGGCCUCGCAUUCUCACCUGGUUGCUUCCCGCGUUGCUGCUUGUGGGUAACCUCCACGUCGCCCGGGUUGGAACUGUCAAUCGCUUAUUUGCCAUGCUGCAUUUUAUGGGCGACCCCAUCGACUCUCUCUGGUCGCUACUCACUAAAGCCGAAGUCUGGAAUCGAUUUUAUGCCAUAGCUCUGCGGGCAACUCCCCGUGGACCUGACUAUGAGGCUUCGGCUCGCGCUUUGGCGGCUAUCCUAUCGGCAUUCGAGGAACUCACCAACGAUAUGCCGUCGGUCAACAGAGAACUUGAAAACCUCGUGAAUGAGAACGGAGCACGUCUUGCAAAGCAAGACAUGGAUCAUAUCCUAUUGGAAGCCGCAGAGGAGCUGGUCGAUAGCCGUUCCAACGAGGUCUUGCGAACGUGCGUCGUUAUCAUCAACUAUCUUUGUUCUGUUCUCAGUGCCCUUAUCCCCGAAAUUGGCGGAGAACAAACAAGUCAACCUGGUGGCCGAAUCGGUACUGCCAUGUUCUUGUCCUGGCUCGUCACAAUCGUCAUGCUCAGCAACACGCUUUCCGGCUUCGUGUCUCGUCGAACAUGCCUGCGCAUCAUGGAGCGAUACUGCCGAACACUCAAAGGCAAGAAGCGAGAUCAGCACAUCUUUCCGAACAGCCCGAUGCUAGUGUCUAAGAUCGCUUGGCUUGCCAAUAGACGCAGGAGUAGCGUCGUCGACUUUAUCGAUGCACAGCCAUGGACGGGUAGCCUGUACAACUUUCGACCGAAGAAGGUCCUUAUUGCUGGUGGCCAGGAUGAUCGAUCACCCUUCUACCUAUUCAUGCUAUCUCUCGCACCGGUACUGAUAGCUGCGACCUGCGCCUUAGUCCUACUAUGGUUCACUCCUACUGUGGGGUUGGAUUGCCGCAGUCUCUGGGUCAUAUCGUGCGCCUUUGCGUUGAUAUUGAGCCCUGGCUUGACGUGGCUGAUUCAAGUAUUUUUCAAGGGCCAAGUGGCUUGGUACUUGACAGUUGCCAAAGACACGGGGUUGGGGAUACCCAUUCUAAUUGUUAUUCUUUGCUCCUCUAUUGGGGUGUUUAAUACAUGCACAUGCUGGAGCGGCGUGUUCUCCAGGGGAGCUGCGCGUGCAUAUAUCACCCUCGACCCCUUGGCUGACCGAAAAUACAACGCCAAACAUAUUUACCCCGCUAUGGUAGCCACUUGCCUAGGCCUGCAGCUGGUUGUGUAUGGCCUUAUGUUCAGAAUUAUGCGACCAGGAGCAAAGGUUUUCCGUCCCGACGAAGAUACCAAGAUGGACAUUUACCGGCGUGUUCAUGGCCUCCACUCGCCUGGAUCAGAACUCAACAGCACACCUGGCCGUGAUACGGGCUCUGGAUACUCGCCUUGGGGGCGUCCCAGGGGAUCUGCUGCAAGCAGUGAAUUUGGGGAGCUUUUGCUGCCACCGCCUGCCAUGAGCCCCAAAUCUAGCCCGCAACGUCUGCCAUCGAUUAGCGAUAGCCAGAUAUCGCUACAACCUGUGUCACCGGUGGAUUAUUUCCGUCUUGAUGAGAAUAACGGAAGGUCGGAAAGUGUUAGCUCAUUUGGAGGCUCGCCGCGGACGAGGUCAGAGCAGCCACUUCUGGGUUCCUCUGGUCCGAGAUACUAG